AAUAGAAAAAGGACACGUCAGAUGACGGCUGAAAGUGACAAGUGUCGCUGAAAUAAAGCGAGUAGAAAACAGUUGGGAUGACAGAGGAAUAGGAGAACUGUGAUUUUUUCGAAAAUUUAUUUAUUUUUUAUCCUUAAAUUUUCCCGCCCGAAAACCAGAGUCAAAAGGACAGCAGUGAAUCAUCAUAACAUUAAAAAAAAGGAAAAACAAAUCCUUAUAAAAUUCGAACACAAGUUCUGAAUUUGUUUGUGCGUUAAAAAAGCAAGAAUUUUUGUUUGAGAAAAAUCCUACAAAGACAAAACAACAAUCAUGGAGGAGCCUGUCAAAGAACAACAACCUCCUGCUCAAAAUUCUGGGAGUGCAGGGAAGUCGAAGUUACGUUAUCCACUUCGAUCGUCGAUAAAACCAAAGGAAGAGAAGCCACGAGUGGGUGAUUUAUCCAGUUCUUCUUCAUCCAGAAGGGGGAGAGCAACCCCGAGUGUAAGCAAGAGUGUGGGUGUUCUUGAUCUUUCCAAGGAGAAGUCUGCCAAGCCACCCAGAAGGCUAUCUAUUCCAACCAAAUCAACUCUGGCUCCAUCUCCAAAAUUUGUUGGAACAAUCACUCCUAUAUCUGAGGCUAGAGCUAAGAAACCUGCAAAUGGUCAAGGGAAAAGUGACACACCUCUUUCUGAUGCCUCUAGAUCAGCAACUCGAAGGAGGUUCAAUGUGCUGUCAUCAGCUUCAUACUGGCUGUCCCAGAUUAAGCUCUCUGAGUCAUCUUCUAAGCACUCAGUCUCACUUGGGUUUUUCAAACUUGGCUUGGAAGCGGGAUGUGAGCCUCUUAAGAAAAUGCAUGAUGAGCUUAAAUCCUACAUACGUCGCCAUAAUCUUAGUGAAAAUGGGGAAGCUAUAAAGGAACUACUUGAAAGCUACAAUGUUUCAGAAAAUUCAGAUCAACCACAGGUGUCUGAAAACUGUUCUCAAGUGCCUGAGGAGGGGACUCGGUCAUCUGAUGAUGAGGUUCACAGCGUUUCUUCUGCGGUGGGAUUUAGGAAACUGAAACCCAAGUCCUUGAAUACUGAUGCUGCUCAAGUAUCAUCAGUGGCUGAAUCAGCUAAAGAGGCUACUCUAAAGAAUAAUCCUGCAACCAGGAAUAGGGUUUUGAAUAGAAACGGUUCAAAUUCAAGGUCUGUUUCGGAGACUAGGAGUCGUAUGUUACAGAAAACUCAGAAGACAACCAAGCCAGAGGAUGUUAAAGGAAAGGACAAGACUAAGAGAUUGGGAACCGAAUCGACUAAUGAAGAAGGUCAAAUUAGCCCUACAGCUGCAGUUGAGACUGUCGACGGGGACAAAGAAAAUAUGGAUGGCCCUUUGACUGAAGAAAUCAACCUGAGUGGAGUGAUGUAGGAGGUGUUCUGCACGAAAUAUGGAAUCUGUAAGCUGAAUCCAUUCAAGGCAAGUCAGAAUUAAUUUUCAUGAUCAAUAGGCAAGCAUCAGCACCAAGUCCCAAGGGGACAAAAAGCAGACAGAAGAUCAGUCCUACAAAUUAACCUAAAAAUUCAACGUUGUAGACAAACAAAAAAGAGGAAAGAAACCCAUUAGGCUAUAACCAUUAGAGAUUUUCUUUUUAGCACAAAUUCACUCCAAAAUUUACAAGAAAUGAAUAACCAAAAGCGAUAACAUAAAAGACAACCCAGAAAAAAGAAUUGGGUAUCCCCAAAACUUCAAAAAUCAAAAAGGAGAAAUAAAUAGAAAACAACAAAAAACGAAGUGGGCAAAUUUAAAAAUAGCCUGAAAUUCAGUCGGAGUGAAAGCUAUCAUCGUCGCUGUAAUCAGAGAGAGGAUGAUGGGGAGGAUUAAAGCAAAGGUAGAGCCAUAUAGAGUUAGCAAGGCGGCAGAGAUGAUGGAGAGGAAGGCAGAAGAGGAGAUGCAAGACUUGAUCGCUGCUUAAGCGCUCUGGAUUACAGGCUAUGUAUUGGCAUACGUUUGCCGACACGUUGGCUAUUGUCAUCACCACCGAGCUGUUUAACACCAUCUUAUUUUCUCUGUUUCUUUUUUUCUGUCUGUCUUUUUUGCUAUCUUGUCUUUGAGCCUGUGUGAUAAUGUUCUUUCUCUGGCCUUAUUAUGUCUUGUUUACAUUUUUCUUAAGAGACUGAAACUACGUCGUAUCGCUUUCAUCCGUUGUAUUAUAACUACGGGCUGAAAACCCUGUGGAAAAAAUAGCGACUUCUUUGUCGAUGUUUGAUGUGCAAACUAUUAAAGCUUGACUUUGGUUAACAUUUCACAUCGUCUCGCGCUUGGCCUUUCUGUGUUUGAAAAUGAUAAAGUUGGGACUUGAAUUCGAAAUUUAAUUAAAGUAAUUAAUGUCAUUAUUUUUAAGAAG
Durio zibethinus is the source of this 2362-nucleotide messenger RNA. Lineage: Eukaryota; Viridiplantae; Streptophyta; Magnoliopsida; Malvales; Malvaceae. The record is from RefSeq and is a predicted model, not a curated record.